AUGGUCAUGCAAAUACAUAAAUAUCUGAUCAUCUGUUGUGUUGUGUUUGUUGUGAUUCACAGGACAGAAUGCAAACUAUUCAGAAAAUCUACCGAAGAUAAAGAUGACAGAAAAUUGACGACGAGCGACAAAGGAGACAAACAGAAGUCCAACAUCAAACACAUUAAUUAUGAUAAUGGUGACCAUUACGAAGAAAGUAUGUUGGUCAGUUUAAAAACAAUAAAUUCGAUGGAGAUGGCAAGCUUAUUUGGAAAAAUGGGGAUAUGUGGUGAUAUGUACAUUGGCUUUUUUGUCGAUGGCAAAUUCGACGGAUAUGGUUUAUACAAAUAUGCAAAUGACAAACUGGCGUGUGACAACUACAUUCCUAUCUCCUAUCAACUCCUCGAUUUCGAACGGUCAUGCAAAUACAUAAAUAUCUGUUGUGUUAUAUUUAUCCUAUUUGGACAUGUCAAUUGUAUGAAAUUCAAGAAAAUUCUUAAACAUAAAGGAGACGGUAGCGAAGACAAUGAACACUCCAAAUUUCGACGCGUGGAUUAUCCAAAUGGCGAUCAUUAUGAAGGUUAUUUCAGAAAUAACGAAAAGAAUGGAAAUGGUACAUUGAUUUUGGAUAAUGGUACGAAAUACGUUGGACAGUUCAAAGAUGGAUAUUUCCACGGAAAAGGUACAAUGCUGUGGACAAGUGGUGAACGAUACGAAGGAAUAUUUAAAAAAGGUGAAAAAACUAAAGAUGGUGUCUACUAUUUUCCCGAUGGUACGAAAUACGUCGGCACAUUCAAAGGUGAUCUGUUCAAUGGAGAAGGUGUAAUGACGUGGAAAAAUGGUGAUCGAUAUGAAGGUACUUUUGUCAACGGUCAAAGAGCUGGAAGUGCCAUUUAUACCUUUGCUAAUGGACGAAAGUACGUCGGUAAGUUUAAAGAAGGGAAAUUCAAUGGAAACGGUGUGCAGUCAUGGCCCAACGGCGAUCGAUAUGAAGGAAUAUUUAAAGGUGGUGAGAAGACUGAAGAUGGUGUUUAUUUUUUUCUUGAUGGUAUGACAUACGUUGGCACAUUCAAAGGUGAUCUGUUCAAUGGGCAAGGUAUCAUGAUAUGGAACACAGGUGAUUGGUACAAUGGUACUUUUGUCAAUGGUGAAAGAAUGGGAAAUGGUACUUACACUUUCGCUGACGGAAGAAAGUAUGUUGGCGAGUUCAAUAAUGGUCAAUUUCAUGGAAAAGGUGUGCAGACAUGGCCAAAUGGUGAUCGCUUCGAAGGAAUAUUCCGGAAUGGUGAGAAAACUAAAGAUGGUGUGUACUAUCUUCCCUAUGGUAUAAAAUAUAUGGGUGAAUACAAAAAUGGCCGAUUCGAUGGACAAGGUGUACAGACAUGGCCAAGUGGUGGGCGAUAUGAAGGAAGCUUUGUUGAUGGUGAAAUAACGGGAAAUGGUACUUACACUUUCGCUGACGGAGGAAAAUAUGUUGGCGAGUUCAAUAAUGGUCUAUUUCAUGGAAAAGGUGUGCAGACAUGGCCAGAUGGUAAUCGUUUCGAAGGAAUAUUCAAGAAUGAUGAGAAAACUAAAGAUGGUGUGUACUAUCUUCCCGAUGGUAGAAAAUAUGUGGGUGAAUACAAAAAUGGCCGAUUGGAGGGACAAGGUAUUAUGACAUGGACGAACGGUGAUCGUGGAGAAAAAUAUGUUGGUGAGUUUAAGAACGAUCAAAUUAACGGUAGAGGCGUACAGACAUGGCCAAAUGGUGAUCGGUAUGAAGGUGUAUUUAUAAAUGGUGAAAAAACAAAAAACGGCGUCUACUAUUUCCCUAAUGGAGCAGAGUACGUCGGCCCAUACAAUAAUAAUGGUCGAUUCGAUGGACAAGGUAUUAUGACAUGGACGAACGGUGAUCGGUAUGAAGUGGAGAAAAAUAUGUUGGUGAGUUUAAGAAUGGUCAAUUCCACGGAAAAGGUGUGCAGACAUGGCCAAGUGGUGAUCGCGCUUUUGGCAAUGGUGAUGCAAAGUUCGGUUCUUUUCGGAAUGGCAACUGGAACAGAUUUAAAACGUUUCAGUUUCCAAAUACAAACUUCUUUACAGGCCGUUGGCGAAACAACCAGGAACUAUUAUGAACUAAUGAAGAAGAGUUUCCUUCAUCUUCUUGCAAACAAAGCUCAUUUGUUCGCGCAUUGUAAACUCUGUAGAACCCCAAGUUCUAUUAGCAGUUUCUUCUCAACCUCUGCACCAUUACAAACAUCUUCUUCCUCUUCCAAUGAUAGAUCAAUUCUAGAUAAAAUUGCCGAUGAACUCCGUCAUGCAAAGCAUGUUUUAGCUAUUACGGGUGCAGGCAUUUCGGCCGAUUCUGGAUUGCCGACGUACCGUGGCAUCGGUGGAUUGUACAGCGAUGGAAAAGAAACCGACGAUGGUAUGGCCAUAGAAGAUGCAUUAUCUGGCCCAACAAUGCGACGUAGACCAGACAUUUGUUGGAAAUACAUUCAUCAAAUUGAAUUAGCUUGUCGUGCGGCGAAGCCGAAUGCUGCGCAUGAAACACUUGUUGCUUUCGAGUCUAAAUUUCCACAUUUUGCUGUACUGACACAGAAUAUCGAUGGUUUACAUCGAGUUGCCGGUUCAAAGAAUCUCAUUGAAAUUCACGGCAACAUUCAACAAUUAUUUUGCACAUCAUGCGGCCAUGAUAUCUAUGUAAACAGUUUCGAAGGCAUGAAAAUCCCACCCAAGUGUCAACGUUGUGGUUCACUCGUGCGACCACGUGUUGUCCUCUUCGGUGAAAUGCUGCCCAUACGAGCAAUCACGCAACUUCAUGAGUUUAUGAGCAAAGGUUUAGACGCUGUUAUUAGCAUAGGCACGACAAGUGUCUUUCCAUAUAUCGCCAAACCAGUAGUGGACGCCGCUCGAAACAAUGCAGUUACAAUUGAAAUUAAUCCCGGUGAAACAGAAGUGUCUGAUGUUGUACGAUAUCGUCUUCGCGAACGAGCUGCGAUUGUUUUACCUGAAUUACUCAAACGUCUUUCGUAA
Adineta ricciae is the source of this 2991-nucleotide messenger RNA. Lineage: Eukaryota; Metazoa; Rotifera; Eurotatoria; Adinetida; Adinetidae. The record is from the annotation of a GenBank genome assembly.